AUGGGGGAAGUGCAGAACGGAUUCCUCAAACGAUUGGUCGGCAUUGACGCCCUUCUCCUCGUCAUCGCCAUCAAUAUCACUCUCUUCCUCAAAAGCGCCAUCUACAUCGCCAUCAUCAAACUCAUCCUCGACGUCACGUAUAAGAUUCUCUCCACACUAUGGAGCGUCUACGUGUACCCGCGCUUCUUCAGCCCACUUCGCCACAUCCCUGUGGCCCCCGGCGGCAGCUUUCUCUUCGGCCACACCAGACAAAUCAUUAAAGCCCCCUCGAGCAAGCUGCAGUGCGAGUGGGUACAUAAUGUGCCCAAUGAUGGCUUCAUCCGCUACUCCAUGUUUGGGACGGAGCGACUCCUCUUGUGCAAUACGCGGGUUCUGAGCGAAGUGCUGGUGACCAAGGCCUAUGAUUUCGUCAAGCCCCCCGGUGUGCGGAGGGGCAUUGGGCGCACGCUCGGCAUUGGUAUUCUCCUCGCCGAGGGAGACGAGCACAAGGUGCAGAGAAAGAAUCUCAUGCCUGCGUUUGCGUUUCGCCACGUCAAGGAUCUCUAUCCCACCUUCUGGGCAAAGGCGAAGGAAAUGACCGACUGUCUGGCUGAAGCAUGCAAAGGCUCAGAGCACGCACCCGGCGCCAUCGAAGUAGGCGGCUGGGUGUCCCGAGCGACGCUCGACAUCAUCGGCCUCUCAGGAAUGGGCCAGGACUUCAACUCCCUCCAAGACGAAAACAACAAAUUGAACCAAACGUAUCGGACAAUCUUCAACCAAGGAGAGGGGGGAAUAGUCUUGCAACUGGCGGCCCUCGUUCUUCCAUUCUGGUUCAUCACCCGCCUACCGCUCAAGAUCAACCGGCAAAUCUCAGAUGCCGCAACAUACGUCAAACAAGUCUGCCGCGAGCUGAUUGCGAAGAAACGCGCUAGCAUGGCAGAGAAGAGCCGCACAGACGUCGACAUCAUCUCCGUCGCCCUGGAAUCAGGCGGUUUCAGCGACGAAGACCUAGUCAACCAAAUGAUGACCUUCCUCGUCGCAGGCCACGAAACAACCGCCACAGCCAUGAUCUGGUCCAUGUACCUCCUGUGCCGCCACCCGGAAAUCCAAGCGAAACUCCGCACCGAACUCCGCGCCCAGCUCCCUAGCCUCGACGAGCCCGUCACCGCCGCCGACUUCGACCGCUGCCAAUACCUCAAAGCCUGCACCAAUGAGAUCCUGCGCCUCUGGGCGCCCGUUGGCCUCACGCUCCGCCAGGCUGACAAAGACACUAGUAUCAACGGGCAGUUCAUCCCCAAGGGCACCGUUAUCAUCAUCUCCCCCUGGGCCAUCAACACCUCCACCGCCCUGUGGGGCCCGGACGCGAAGGAGUUCAAACCUGAGCGGUGGCUGGAUGCCGAUGGCAAGGCGAAUAAUAAAGGCGGCGCGGAGAGCAAUUUCGCCUUUUUGACGUUCUUGCAUGGGCCGCGGAGUUGUAUUGGGCAGCGAUUUGCGCAGGCCGAGUUUGAGUGUCUUUUAGCCGGGUGGCUGAUGAGAUUCGAUACCAAGUUCGAGGAGGGGAAUCCGCUGGCGAGAGGGGAGUUUGAUAUCAAGGGUGGCGUGACUGCGAAGCCGAAGGGCGGAGUGUGGGUGAUGUUGGACGAGAUUGAUGCGUGA
Molecule: messenger RNA, 1635 nt
Organism: Neohortaea acidophila
Lineage: Eukaryota; Fungi; Ascomycota; Dothideomycetes; Mycosphaerellales; Teratosphaeriaceae
Product: cytochrome P450 78A3
Exons: 3
Coding region: 1-1635 (544 amino acids)
Molecular function (GO): monooxygenase activity; iron ion binding; oxidoreductase activity, acting on paired donors, with incorporation or reduction of molecular oxygen
Source: RefSeq, a predicted model, not a curated record